Molecule: messenger RNA, 2634 nt
Organism: Chlorocebus sabaeus (green monkey)
Lineage: Eukaryota; Metazoa; Chordata; Mammalia; Primates; Cercopithecidae
Gene: CSAD
Product: cysteine sulfinic acid decarboxylase
Biological process (GO): taurine biosynthetic process; carboxylic acid metabolic process
Cellular component (GO): cytoplasm
Molecular function (GO): sulfinoalanine decarboxylase activity; pyridoxal phosphate binding
Source: RefSeq, a predicted model, not a curated record
GGAGGGGAAGCCAACAGGAGCAAAAGUAAUUGGGGCCUCCUAUGGAGGAACUCUGCCAAAAGGGCAAUUGCUUGGAUUUGCCAUCUCAGGAAUGGAAAAAGGGGGCGGAGAUCCUUUGGGGCUUUUGUGCCCAAUGGGCCGGCCCGAAAAGCUCGCACUUUACAGAGGCGGCCAGACUAGGGUGGAGGAAAGCUCAAGGGCCAUCGCUGGGUGCUUCGGUGGCGGGCAGAAACGGGACUGGCAGUGCCCACACGUGCGCGUUCUCUGCGUCAGCCCGAAGAUCCUAAUGGCUGACUCAGAAGCACUCCCCUCCCUUGCUGGGGACCCAGUGGCUGUGGAAGCCUUGCUCCGGGCCGUGUUUGGGGUUGUUGUGGAUGAGGCCAUUCAGAAAGGAACCAGUGCCUCCCAGAAGGUCUGUGAGUGGAAGGAGCCUGAGGAGCUGAAGCAGCUGCUGGAUUUGGAGCUGCGGAGCCAGGGCGAGUCGCAGGAGCAGAUCCUGGAGCGGUGUCGGGCUGUGAUUCGCUACAGUGUCAAGACUGGUCACCCUCGGUUCUUCAACCAGCUCUUCUCAGGGUUGGAUCCCCAUGCUCUGGCCGGGCGCAUUAUCACUGAGAGCCUCAACACCAGCCAGUACACAUAUGAAAUCGCCCCCGUGUUUGUGCUCAUGGAAGAGGAGGUGCUGAGGAAACUGCGGGCCCUGGUGGGCUGGAGCUCUGGGGAUGGAAUCUUCUGCCCUGGUGGCUCCAUCUCCAACAUGUAUGCUGUAAAUCUGGCCCGCUAUCAGCGCUACCCGGAUUGCAAGCAGAGGGGCCUCCGCACACUGCCGCCCCUGGCACUAUUCACAUCGAAGGAGUGUCACUACUCCAUCCAGAAGGGAGCUGCGUUUCUGGGACUUGGCACCGACAGUGUCCGAGUAGUCAAGGCUGAUGAGAGAGGGAAAAUGGUCCCCGAGGAUCUGGAGAGGCAGAUUGGUAUGGCUGAGGCUGAGGGUGCUGUGCCGUUCCUGGUUAGUGCCACCUCUGGCACCACUGUGCUAGGGGCCUUUGACCCCCUGGAGGCAAUUGCUGAUGUGUGCCAGCGUCAUGGGCUCUGGCUGCAUGUGGAUGCUGCCUGGGGUGGGAGCGUCCUGCUGUCACAGACACACAGGCAUCUCCUGGAUGGGAUCCAGAGGGCUGACUCUGUGGCCUGGAAUCCCCACAAGCUCCUCGCGGCAGGCCUGCAAUGCUCUGCACUUCUUCUCCAGGAUACCUCGAACCUGCUCAAGCGCUGCCAUGGGUCCCAGGCCAGCUACCUUUUCCAGCAGGACAAGUUCUAUGAUGUGGCUCUGGACACGGGAGACAAGGUAGUGCAGUGUGGCCGCCGUGUGGACUGUCUGAAGCUGUGGCUCAUGUGGAAGGCACAGGGCGAUCAAGGGCUGGAACGGCGCAUCGACCAGGCCUUUGCCCUUGCCCGGUACCUGGUAGAGGAAAUAAAGAAGCGGGAAGGGUUGGAGCUAGUCAUGGAGCCUGAGUUCGUCAAUGUGUGUUUCUGGUUCGUACCCCCCAGCCUGCGAGGGAAGCAGGACAGUCCAGAUUACCACGAGAGGCUGUCCAAGGUGGCCCCCGUGCUCAAGGAGCGCAUGGUGAAGGAGGGCUCCAUGAUGAUUGGCUACCAGCCCCACGGAACCCGGGGUAACUUCUUCCGUGUGGUUGUGGCCAACCCUGCGCUGACCUGUGCUGAUAUGGACUUCCUCCUCAACGAGCUGGAGCGACUAGGCCAGGACCUGUGAGCCUUCUCCUUGCUGCCAGCCUUGAUACCACCCCUCACCCGCAGAGUCGCUGCAUUUCCUCCCUGUGCUCUCAAGAACAGCCUUUGAGGCCGGGCACGGUGGCUCAUGCCUGUAAUCCCAGCAUUUUGGGAGGCCGAGGUGGGUGGAUCACUUGAGGUCAGGAGUUCGAGACCAGCCUGGCCAAUAAGGUGAAACCCUGUCUCUACUAAAUACACAAAAAUUAGCUGAGCGUGGUGGCAUGCGCCUGUCAUCCCAGCUACUCGGGAGGCUGAGGCAGAAUUGCUUGAACCCAGGAGGCAGAGGUUGCAGUGAGCCGAGAUCGCACCCCUGCACUCCAGGCUGGGCAACAGAACGAGACUCCGUCUCAAAAAAAAAAAAAAAAAAAAAAAGAAGAGCCUUUCUAGGCCACAGUGAUCUGCACAAUGUUUAUAUGCUUUGACCUACUAACUCCUUCUCCUAACUAAAUAUUUGAUUUUAGGAGAGUGUUUAAAUAAAUUAUAGUAUGUCUGUAUGAUGGAAUGUCAUUUUGCCAUUAAAAUUAUGUUUACAAAGAUAAUUUUUAUUGACAUAAAAAUAACUUUAAUGUAAUUUAUGUUGAAAAAGCUGAAUAUAAGACUUUAUAUACAGUAAUAUUUGAGCUAUGUUCAAAAAUACAUAGGAAAAGACUGAUAAAAUGAAAUAUGGCAAAAUGUUAAUAGUUUUCCCUGGAAUAGGGUAAUAGGCAAUUUUAAAACAGACUCCUUUAAAAAAACAAAAGAAAAAAGCAUAGACUCCUUUAUAUGUUUUGAGCUCCGUCCCUUUUAUUAUGUAAUCAAUAUGCAUUACUUUUGUAAUGGGAAAAUAAUAAAGUUAAAAUUUCAAGUGCA